GACUGAUGAGAGUGAGAGUGUGCGUGUGAGUGGAAGUAGGAGUGAGAGUGAAAGUGAAAAUGGUGAUGAUUGAGGGUAUGUGAGUUCAAGUCGAGCAAAAGAUAAAUUUCUAGUUGUGGAAAGGUCGUCCGGCCUAAGCUUACUCAUGUACCAGAGCCACAUGUCAUUGAUCGACUUGAUCAACUGGUACACUCGUGUGAAGCAAUGGCAUCGUCAUGAUUUUCUUUCCACUGACUUCUACAGAAAGUGGGAAAGUUAUGGAUUAUUUGAUCUAUUUGUCCCUCAAGGUGAGUAUUUCCAUACAGAUUGGACUCCGAGUCAAGAUUGGGAAAGUUGGUCGCCUCCUAGUGUAUCACCAGAUUGGUAUUUGGUUGUCGAAACUCUAGCAAGGCUGUACUUUUCUGAGGAGAGAGAUAACAAAAAUAAACGACGGAAUCCAGACUCGCUUCCGCUCACCAAGCCUGACCAGCUGAAUCUUGUUGUAGGGGUGUCGCGGAACCAGGAAUCUCCUAGACAGGAAUUUUCAAUCAACGAUCAGUGCUAUUCUGAAGGAGAAUCUCGAGCUAAUCCGAACUCCCACGGUGGACUUUCUUCUAAGUUGGCUACCGAAGAUAGAGAUGCUAAUAAAUGGCCAUGGAGAAUAGAUUCGGGGCCUUCUGAUAAUGAUUGGGCCACGUGUGGCGAGGUCCGGGGACCAUCGACUGGAACCACUAACAACUGUAGAGGAGGGGGUAGCCCUGAAGGGGGCGAUGACUCUCUAGUGCCAGCUCUGGAAAAAUCGGAUUUAUAUGAUCAUGGUGGUCGAGCUCCGCAAGCAGUAGCGGACAGCUACCAAGGUUGGGGAGCACAAUCAGAUGAUGGUGGUUGGACUUGAUAUGUAUCAUAGCGGCGUUAAAACAUCUCUGUGAUAAUUUCGCUUGCAUUUAUUUGGAACGGGUCUAUAGUUUAGCAUCAAGAUGCUCAAAUAAAACAACCAGACGUAUUAUCUCACAAGCUAAGAAUAUUGCAUGGGCCUAUCACAGAACUUUAAACCACCGUAUGAUUGCUUUGUAACAUUGAUUGCGGCUAACGGAGUUUUCAUCACGAAGUUAUGCGCUUAGCUACUACUGUUGCUUUAUCAUGGUUACAAAGCUGUAAAAGCAUCCUAAGAUAAUCUGGUAGUGUCACAAUCCCUCAAAAAGCCAACAUACGAACUGGGUCUCGGGAUUAGGGCUCGCAAGAUGGAGCUUGAUCUCGCAGCUAGAACAGGUUCCGCGCCAAGGGAAAACAUCAUGUAACUUGGAAACAUUGCUGCGCAUGGUGCAGAUAUUGGAUCGAUC
This is a messenger RNA of Sclerotinia trifoliorum, 1319 nucleotides long. Lineage: Eukaryota; Fungi; Ascomycota; Leotiomycetes; Helotiales; Sclerotiniaceae. The record is from the annotation of a GenBank genome assembly.